AUGAGUUUGCUCGAAAAGAUUCAGUCUAGUUCGGUGCUGAAAUCAAUUCCGGACUCUUUGGAACAUUCAGAAGUGCGACCUACAUUGCCAACCCGGGAGGCCUCAAAUCUCAAAAAGUCUGCACUAGCUGCACCGAGUUCUGCUGAUGCGCUCAGUCGAUUCCUGCUCCGCGGAGAUGCUCGAGAUCACGCCUGGCCCCAUCUGCUAACCACCAGACAAUACGCAAAAGCCGCUGAUAUACUUCUUGAAGAAGGCUGUAAAGAAACGCGAUUCUUGGGGCGCCGAAAACUGUUGCUAUCGUUGGCAAAGUUAGCCUAUUUGACUUCGGAUACGGUUGAAUCAAUCAUCACCAGUCCUUUGGAUCUGGAACUUCGAGAUUCCGCAUUGACAAUAAUCGAACUGCUCCUCGAAUGCGUGCAAAUACAAUUCUGGGCUCUCGGAAUUCCGUCACGCGAUCCGGCUGGCCGACCUGAUUCCCGACGUCGGCCGGUUUUAUCCAGCACUGGCCACGGUGGAUCCCGUUGA
Echinostoma caproni is the source of this 525-nucleotide messenger RNA. The record is from the annotation of a GenBank genome assembly. NCBI's taxonomy places the organism in Eukaryota, Metazoa, Platyhelminthes, Trematoda, Plagiorchiida, Echinostomatidae.